AUGGAGUACUACUGCAAGUGCAUGUGUUUUGCCUUGAUCUUCAUGUUGGGAGCCUUGUCUUCUCACGCCACUUCUCGCACUCUUCAAGAUGCAUCAAUGUAUGGGAAAUACGAGCAAUGGAUGGCUCGUUAUGGACGUGUAUAUACCGACAUUAACGAGAAGGAGAAGCGUUUCAAUAUAUUCAAAGCAAAUGUGGAUUUUAUAGAAUCUUCCAACAACGACGCAAAUAAACCAUACAAAUUGAAGGUCAAUCAAUUUGCAGACCUUACAAAUGAAAUAAUAGUUAUCAAAUAUGAAAAUGUUACAGCACCAGCUACUAUAGAUUGGAGAAAGAAAGGAGCUGUAACACCCAUCAAGGACCAAGGCCAAUGUGGAUGUUGCUGGGCUUUUUCAGUUGUGGCAGCUAUGGAAGGGAUUACUAAGCUUACAACUGGUAAAUUGAUAUCUUUGUCUGAGCAGGAGCUAGUCGAUUGUGACACAAGCAGUGUGGACCAAGGUUGUGUGGGUGGUCUAAUGGAUGAUGCAUUUCAGUUCAUCACUCAAAACCAUGGGCUUAGUACCGAAACUAAUUACCCUUACACGGGUGUUGAUGGUACUUGCAACACCAAGAAUGAGGCCAGUCAUGCAGCCACGAUAACUGGCCACGAAGAUGUGCCUGCAAAUAGUGAAGCUGCCCUUUUGAAGGCUGUUGCUAAUCAACCAAUUUCUGUUGUCAUUGAUGCUGGUGGUUCCGACUUUCAAUUUUAUUCAAGUGGUGUCUUUACAGGAACUUGUGGAACAAGUCUUGAUCACGGGGUUACUGCAGUUGGUUUUGGAGUAAGUGCUGAUGGGACCAAGUACUGGUUGGUGAAGAACUCAUGGGGCGCAGAAUGGGGUGAAGAAGGGUACAUAAGAAUGCAAAGAGAUGUUGAGGUAAAGGAAGGUCUUUGUGGCAUUGCUAUGGAAGCCUCGUACCCCACUGCAUAA
Molecule: messenger RNA, 966 nt
Organism: Pyrus x bretschneideri (Chinese white pear)
Lineage: Eukaryota; Viridiplantae; Streptophyta; Magnoliopsida; Rosales; Rosaceae
Product: senescence-specific cysteine protease SAG39-like
Exons: 2
Coding region: 1-966 (321 amino acids)
Cellular component (GO): lysosome
Molecular function (GO): cysteine-type endopeptidase activity
Source: RefSeq, a predicted model, not a curated record